GAUCAAAAUUGAACAUGUAAAGUGAUAUGGCUGAAACGACGCCUCUAUUGAUUCUGAUUCUUGUGGGAAUACGAGGGUCUGUGGCAGUGAUCCACUUUCUGAAGUAUUUCUACACAGCAUCUUCGGGUACAUCAAACUUUCCAUCAUACGUCUCUGUUGGGUUGGUGGAUGAUGUUCAGAUAAGUUACUGUGACAGCAGAACAAAUAAAAACAUCCCUGAACAGGUUUGGAUGGAUGAAAUGAGUUCAGAACAUCCAAAUUACUGGAAGGAGGAAACUAAGACAUGUUGGGAUAAACAGCAAACCUUCAAAUUCAGCCUCGAAAUUGCAAAACAACGUUUCAACCAGACUGGAGGAGUUCAUGUCUUUCAGCAGAUGUAUGGCUGUGAGUGGGAUGAUGAGACUGGAGAGGUCAAAGGUUAUGAUCAGUUUGGUUAUGAUGGAGAAGAUUUAAUUAUGCUGGACCCAAAUACACAAGAAUGGAUCGCUCCAAAACCACAAGCUGUCAUCACCGCAAACAGAUGGAAUAAUGAUAGAACGAUUAAAGAACUUGAGAAGUUUUACUUAACUAAAACAUGCAUUGAGUGGCUGAAGAAAUAUGUGAACUAUGGGAGGAGAUCACUGAUGAGAAAAGAUCCUCCCUCAGUGUCUCUCCUCCAGAAGAAUAGCUCCUCAGCAGUGUGCUGCCACGCUACAGGAUUUUAUCCUAACAGAGCUGAGAUGUUCUGGAGGAAAGAUGGAGAGAAGAUUCCUGAUGGUGUGAUUAAAGAAGAGAUCCUCCCCAACAAUGAUGGGACCUUCCAAAUGAGUGUUUAUGUGAAUCUUUCAUUUGUUCCAUCUGAUGACUGGGCAAAGUAUGAAUGUGUGUUUCAGUUCUCUGGUUUUAAAGAGAAUAUUGUCACCAGACUGGAGAGAAAGAAAAUAAGGACAAACGAAGUAAAUUCUGCCAUCUCACACAUCGCUGUUAUUGUGGCUGUUAUUGUGGCUGUGAUGAUUCUGGUUCUGGUCACUGCUGUGAUUAUAUUUCUUUGUCAGACAACAAAAAAUGUCACUCAAGAUAGCAUGACUGAGACUUCAUCUUCAACUUCCCAAGAUAGUGCUUCAUCAGACAGUCAAUGGUCGAGGCCUGGGGAAAAGAUCGUGGACAUGUCAUAUUAGAGACUCAUUAACCUCACAGUUAUGUUUUUGAACUGUGGGAGGAAGUUGGAGAGAACCUGCGAGAAAGACUUGUUUUUAUCAUUUAAUCAAUAUAUGUGAUAUGAAAAGUAUUUUCUAUACAUUGCAUUUAUUUUUGCUUAAGCUGAACUCAUUUCAUAAGUGUGGAAAAACCCAGAACCUCCCGGCUGUCCAGAAGAGGAAGAAAUUCUUCACCGUUAAAAACUCUGAGUUGCAGAAGACAGAGCAACGCCACAUGAUGAGAUAUUUCUGUUACAGAAACGAGAAGAUCUUGUAAUGACAGGGUUGGAGAACGACUGACGUGUAUAAACACCCUGUGUUCCUCAGUGGGAGAAAACUGCAUUUUGGUGCAAGCUCCUCACUCAUUGCAAGUAAAAAUGCCUUAAUAAUGUAACUCUUUUCUUUGGCAUUCCUUUGCAACUGCAUGUCAGGAGCAUUACCAUUUUUCUUACUCAAGGUGAGCAGCUUCUUGUUGCUAAGCAAUAAUAGUGGUACCAGAUGUGCCAUACUUAGUUUGUGUAAGCAUGGCUGUGUUCCCGCUGUUUCCAACUUAUCCACUUUGUCACUAUAUGUAGAAAAACGCUAUCAAUCAAUAAAGAAAGAACCUUUAAUAACCUAUUUAGACAGUUUAUCUGAAAAAAAAUUACUUGGGGUUACACUUUGACCUAUGUUUGAUAUGUACAGCAUUUUUGUAAGAACUAAAGGUAACAUAGUUACUUGAUUGUGCUGGCACUUUGUGUGUGGAAAGUACACAAUGCCGCCCCUUUAAUAAAUAAUGUUUGGUGACGUUG
This is a messenger RNA of Xiphophorus hellerii (green swordtail), 1966 nucleotides long. Its product is annotated as H-2 class I histocompatibility antigen, Q9 alpha chain-like. Bases 27 to 1157 code for a protein of 376 amino acids. Gene Ontology annotation, biological process: immune response. Gene Ontology annotation, cellular component: external side of plasma membrane. The record is from RefSeq and is a predicted model, not a curated record. NCBI's taxonomy places the organism in Eukaryota, Metazoa, Chordata, Actinopteri, Cyprinodontiformes, Poeciliidae. The transcript is spliced from 7 exons.